Toxorhynchites rutilus septentrionalis is the source of this 3021-nucleotide messenger RNA. RefSeq lists its product as uncharacterized. The record is from RefSeq and is a predicted model, not a curated record. Gene Ontology annotation, biological process: SCF-dependent proteasomal ubiquitin-dependent protein catabolic process. The transcript has 5 exons. NCBI's taxonomy places the organism in Eukaryota, Metazoa, Arthropoda, Insecta, Diptera, Culicidae. Gene Ontology annotation, molecular function: RNA binding; protein binding. The coding region runs from base 315 to 2573 and encodes 752 amino acids. Gene Ontology annotation, cellular component: SCF ubiquitin ligase complex.
AUAAGCCAGUUUCGGUUUACUGGGUAGACGGCGGCGGGUACAGAAAACAAAAUACAAAAGAAACAUAUUCGCUUGCCAAAGUAGCAGCUGUGGUAGCGAUUGCGAACAAUACACGUUCUUGUGGAUAGAACAUAUUUGCACGACAGCGAAUAACCCCGGAGGUUUUGUUCGACCAAUCGUUAACGGAUAGCGCAGCAACGCAUAGUAAUACUUGCACGAGCGAAGUGCUCGGUUUUUCUUCCUAGAUAAGAUUCGACUGCAUUGAAAACAAUCGUGCUUCGAUUUGUCUUCCGUGACAACGAACGAAAGUCAAAAUGAGUCGGAAUAAUGGACAUGGUCGCGGACGCCGUCGAGGUCGCAGAGGUGUCGGCGGCAACCGAAUCGAUGGAGCUUGCAAUCACAAUGAUCUCCCUAGCGGUGGCUGCAUGGGAUGGCUCGAUCCGACCGAUGAUGAGCUACAUUUUUUCAACGGUUUGGCGCUGAUAGGGGCGUUUGGCAGUGUGGUUGGGUCCGCCAGACGCGGCGGCGAUCAUCGCCGCCCGUCGGAAUUGGACAAUACUUUGCAGAAAAUUUACUACACGGAGGAUAAUUUCGCCGUGAAUACGGUGUAUGCCAGCUUCAAGCCGUACUUGGAGGAGGUUACGAUGACCAGCGUGCGGGAAAUGUUCGAGCCAUUCGGACCUAUUAAGAAUAUCAGAAUCUACCAAAAUCAGAGCAAUGACUACGAGGAUGAGGAGGGAGCCAGUGGAGGUAGUCGAUGGCAGGUUGGCCGAAGGCAUCACCAAGACCGGGGUAACCGGUUUGGGUUCAUAGCCUUCGAAAGUUGCGAACACGCGGCCAUAUGUCUACAGCAAAGGCGUAAGCUGGGUAGAUUUUGCUACGUAGCAAAGGCGGAUAGCUGGCAUCAGGAAGCAUACCAAGAGAUUCACAGUAAGAAGGAAAAUGCUAAAAACGCUACACAUACUACCUCUGACACGAAGGACAGUACGGAGGACAAAAUGACGCUCUCGGGUGAACGUCCGUCUGAAGACGAAUGCCCGUCGGGAUUAUCGAACACAGCCGAAGUGUGCUCCAAUUCAACGGAUUCCAACGAGGAAGCGCAGGGAACGAAUAUUUUGCAACUUAAUGAUGACUGUCUCAUGCUGAUAUUCGAACAAGUCGAUUUGAUGGAGCACAUAGCGUUGAAAAGAACCUGUGCGCGGUUCCAGGGUAUCGCGGAAAAUAUUCUCAAGCGGCACAAGUUUUUCGAUUUCGAUUUGUAUGAAGACAUCUGUCUUACCAUGUUGAACACGAGAGAUAUUCUCACUGAAGUGGGUCCUCACAUAGAGCAUUUGAACAUUUCACCAGAACCUUUCGCUCGACCUGGAACGAGAAUUCUGAACUUGAUACCCAGACACUGUCUACAUCUGAGUGAACUGGAAAUUCGAGACUUCACCUUGAAUCCAAAAGUUCUGAGAAACCUUGAAGUGGUGUUCAGAUCGCUAACAGCUCUUACUCUGUCGGGUUGUGGAAUUGGGGACAACAUCGAGAAAAAUCUGGCGAACGCCAAGCGUCUCGAACGGGUGAAUUUAUCUUCCAACAGCGAAAUCACCGGCAAGUGCUUUAGAGUAUUCAAAAAUCUCAAGUAUUUAAAUUUGGAGAGUUGUCAGAAUAUCCAGGGGAAACCAUUCUCGGCCUUCACCGUGAACAAUAGAAGACUUGAAUAUUUGAACAUUAACGGCUGUCGUCGUUUGACACUCGAAGCGAUCAAAUCCAUCUCUACCAAUCUGAGUGAACUGUCGGAACUCGUAUGUAACAACUGUUACGACAGUGUGGAUUCCACAAAAAUAGCAGUAAUCGGAGCUUUGCCAAAACUCAAAAAGAUACAGUUCAUAGUGACCAGUUUCUCACAACUCGAUCCAAUCGUGCAAGCUCUAGGCGAAGUCAAUCAACUGGAACACUUGGAUCUGUCCGAUGGUAUUUUCGCUACCAUGGACUUUAGUCUGCUAGAAAAGUUAACCAACUUGAAGGUACUCAAAAUCAACUACAAACCGGACUUCCAAGAUUCCCACCUUUCAAAACUGUGCGACAAUGGAAAGUUCGAAGAGCUGCACAUUGCCGGUUGCUCCAAUAUUACCGAUGGGCAGAUGAUUAAAUUCAUCAAAAAGAACCCAAAUCUUCGCCUGUUGGAUAUGUCCUGCUGUCACAUUUCGGAGAGAUUAAUUUUUUCGGCUGUUGAUAUCUUGCGGGAGCAAGUCAGGGCACAGACACACGGCGUGCGGCAUCCACUGAAGAUGAUUGUUGGUCAGUCAACUAUUUGCCCGGAACUGCUGAAGAAUGCACUGAUAGGAAGCAGCACACAUCUGCUGGAGGUUUCGUUCGACUUCACCCCGAGCAACCUCGGCAUGAUGGGGCCCCACGAUCCGUUCGACGAUAUGCUAGACGAUGACGAUGAAGAUUUCAUGGGCUACGACUACGAGGUCGAUGACUCCGACAUGUGGGGUGUGGACUAUGACUCAGAGCUAGAUUUUGCAGACCUCUAUCAGUACUUCUAUGACAGCGAUGAGGACGAGGUCCGGUACCUUUACAUGUAGUCACCAUGAAUCUGUUUGUCCGUGCAGCCAAUCAACUCAUCUUAUCUGAAGCUUUGCUCGCGCUACGAUGCUAUGUAUAGAAUUAGAGAAAUAUAACAUUGACCGGUCGAAAACUAAACGGUCGUCGAAAGGACUGUAUAGAAAAACAAAAACAACUUAACGUUAAGCAAAAGCAAAUACCGAAUCUAGUUUCGCUUUCUGAAAGGGCCAUUCAGAAUAAUUCUUUUACUCAGUAACGAUUGUUCAUUGUUAUCGAUAUUACAACCCUACUUUUCUAUAGUUUAUCUUGAAAAACACACGAAGCGCUGGUUUUCUUACCUGUACGUUUUAAUUACAAUCAUUUCCUGAUGUCGGAUUUUAUUCUUCGUAUCAUAGUUUGAAAAACUAGACUGAUUUUGUUUUGUUAUCCCGGAGAAAACAAAAAAAAAAUAAACAAGUUAAACAAUAC